Messenger RNA from Galendromus occidentalis (western predatory mite), 1688 nucleotides. Its product is annotated as peroxisomal biogenesis factor 3. Gene Ontology annotation, biological process: protein import into peroxisome membrane. Gene Ontology annotation, cellular component: peroxisomal membrane. The record is from RefSeq and is a predicted model, not a curated record. Gene Ontology annotation, molecular function: protein-macromolecule adaptor activity. The transcript has 2 exons. The coding region runs from base 79 to 1110 and encodes 343 amino acids. Lineage: Eukaryota; Metazoa; Arthropoda; Arachnida; Mesostigmata; Phytoseiidae.
GUACCUGUUGUUGUCUCGGCGUUGCUGGCUGGACUUUCCCCGUAGAUCUGACAUUAGUGAUCCGACGCUCGGAGGAAAAUGUUUUCGAAAGUUGCCGAUUUCGCUAGGAGGCAUCGCAAGAAGCUCAUCUUCGGCGGUCUGGUUGCAGGAGGCAUGUAUGCGGCGCACCGAUAUCUGUCCAGUUUGGAGGAAAACCGGCAGAAGAUCCGGAAGGAGAUCAUGGACGAGAUGAAACGAGCCGAGCACUUUAAUUCCAUAUUGAAAACAUCGGAUCAGUCCGUCUUGAAUCUGCUUGAGACCCUCCGCAAGAAACUCGAUGCAGAGUUGGGUGUCGAGGAAAUCUUGGAGAAAGUCCGAGCGAAACCAGAGAAUCGCAUCUUUCUGUGGGAUGAAAUCAAAAUUCGAGUCUUGACUUACGGCCUCGCAUCAGUCUACGCCGAAAGCUUGCUCAUCUGCGCGCUGAGGACGAUGAUGGGGAUCAUAGGCGGUUACAUGCUCGCGAAUUCAAGGCGGAAAUCCAACCAGGCGAACGAAGUCCAUAGCGCUUACUUGAACAUGCUCCAGAACUUCCUCGACAAAGGAGUGCUCGAGGUGAUACGGGUCGUCAAGAUCCAUGUUUUGGCUGCAUUCGGUCCCAUCGAAUUGAAGCAAGUUGUCACCGCGGACGACUUCCUUCUGGGAUUCAAUUUCGUGAGAACGAACGUGAAGAUCAUUGAGAACGCUCCGGCCUAUCUGAUGAUGGACCAUUGGACGCCGGCGUGCACGUCACAGGAGAAUCCGCUGUCGAACUCCGAAAUCCUCAAUCAACUAACCUCCGAUACGAGAGACAUCUUGCAAUGUAAUGACUGCCAAGCCGUUCUGGAGCGUCUGAUAGGCUCCGGUUUCCGAGACCUGAACGCUAUUGUGACGAAGGCUUUCGGCUAUGUCGGAGACGGGAAGUGCCAUCUCGUCACUCUGUUGCCAUCCUUGAAAACAGAGAUCUACAAACGGGACAGCGGUUUCGUGAAGGAAAGUCUGAACAGCGCCUGCUCGAAGGAUUUCUUGGCCAAUGUAUACGAGGCGUUCUGCAACAAUCCGAGGGAUUCAUGCAGCCAGCCCAAGAAUUCCUGAGGCUCGAUUUUUGACCGGCUGAACACUAAAAAUCCCUCGACGGACGCAGACAACUUGUUAACUCGACCUUCCCAGAGCAAUGUACAUAUAUAUGAUACUUAAUACUUUAUACCUUCUAUCUGCCACGAUCAAGAGUCACAAGCAUUCCGUUUGUAUAAAUGCGGUGUGGAACUUUUCGACUCCUGGAACUUCUUGUGAACUGUUGCUCGCUUAUACUCUGAGUUGGAAGUUCGAGUCUGACUUGUGUUUCUCGUGAUUAAUUCCGUGAAUGCCUCUGGAGAUCGCGGUCUAAUCUCUCGCGCGAAGACCCCGGUCUUCAAGCUUUCAUCGGAAUCCUUCGCAGUCACGAACCUGCGAGCCCCCCAACGACGUUGAGAAUAAUAGUAAUUGAAUUACACAUGCUAUAAAGAACAGUAUUUAUGCGAUGAUCCAAGCACCUUCACAAGGGGAUUAUAUGCAUCCGGGGUUUCAGCGAUCCCCCGAUUCCGACGCGGGAUCUGGCGAACACUGGUCGCGAUUUGAAAAAUUCUCUCUAGCUCGAUUCUCUUGGCCGAAAAUAAUAAACUCUGAUAUCUUGG